Messenger RNA from Populus nigra (black poplar), 793 nucleotides. Its product is annotated as phospholipase A2-alpha-like. Gene Ontology annotation, molecular function: calcium ion binding; A2-type glycerophospholipase activity. NCBI's taxonomy places the organism in Eukaryota, Viridiplantae, Streptophyta, Magnoliopsida, Malpighiales, Salicaceae. Bases 155 to 634 code for a protein of 159 amino acids. The record is from RefSeq and is a predicted model, not a curated record. The transcript has 4 exons. Gene Ontology annotation, biological process: arachidonate secretion; lipid catabolic process; phospholipid metabolic process.
UCAGAAGUGUGAGCAUGAACAACACUCCAAAAACGUAUCACGAGCCAUUACAAGACAAGCCUCCUCCUUUUCUUCAGUUUCUCAAUAAAACAUUUUCUGCCCAUACACUCUGCCUUUAAGCAAAACCAAGCUUCAUUUUUCAGCCCUAAAAACAAUGGCAAAGGAGUGCUGCAACUCAUUGAAGCUAUCCCUUCUUGUUUCUUGUUCACUCCUUGUCCUUGCCUUUUCAUCCCUUUCUGUCCAAGCACUCAACAUUGGAGUUCAAACAACUGAUUCUGCUAUCUCCCUGAGCAAAGACUGUAGCAGGAAAUGCGAGUCAGAGUUCUGUUCAGUGCCACCGUUUUUGAGAUAUGGCAAGUAUUGUGGGCUUCUAUAUAGCGGAUGCCCGGGAGAGAAGCCUUGUGACGGUCUUGAUGCUUGUUGUAUGAAGCAUGACGCCUGUGUGCAAGCAAAGAACAAUGACUAUCUAAGCCAAGAGUGCAGCCAAAACUUCAUCAAUUGUAUGAACAAUUUCAGAAACUCAGGUGCACAUACAUUUAAGGGGAACAAAUGCCAAGUUGAUGAAGUUAUUGAUGUUAUAUCUUUAGUCAUGGAAGCUGCUUUGCUUGCUGGAAGAGCUCUUCAUAAGCCAUAGAUAGAAUCAACACCAAGUUUACUUUCUGUUGUCUUUAUUUUCCUUGCUUUGUCUUUAUUGUUUUUUUUUCUAUAAAAAAAUUGACUUUUCUUUUCCUUACCUGUAUACAACUUGAAGUUGUUCGGUCUCAAACAAACUAUUAGGCAUGUUCUUCGUCCA